AAAUCCUAAUCGCAUCCAUUUUCCUUAUCCAUUUCCCGCUAGCGCAUUGCUCACGCCUUCUUCCCCACUCUCUCCCUCUUCUUCUCCCUCCCUCGCCGAUCAACUUCCCAUGGAGAUAGUCCUCAAACACCCCUCCCUUUCCCCUCUCAAACUCCCCCUCAAUUUCCUCAUCUCCCCUCGUUCAAACGCUCUCCCCAUCACCCUCCCUUUCUCUGCCCAUCGCCGCCGCCGACUCCCUCCCGCUUUCCUUUUUACCACCUUCCAGAACCAAUACCCCUCAUCUCCCAUCAUAGAAACCAAAACAGAAACAGACCCACCGCCGGACGGCGACUACUACAGCGAAGUUAAUCGAAUCAUCGGCCGACGCACCGUCCGCACCCCAAUUUUCGCUGAAGACGGCUCUGUCUCAACAGCAAAAUCCACCGAAUACUUCAUCGAAUGGAAGGACGGACACACCCCUUCUUGGAUCCCCGCCACCGGAGUCGCGGCCGACGUUAUAGACGAAUACGAAACCCCCUGGUGGACCGCAGCCCGCAAAGCGGACACUGCUGCCCUUUCCCUUCUCCUUUCUGACGAAUCGGUCUCCCGCGAUCCCAACGCGGAGGACUCCGAUGGUCGCACCGCACUCCACUUCGUGGCUGGACUGGGGUCGGAGGAAUGCAUAAAGCUGUUGGUGGAGAUGGGGGCGGAUGUUGAUCAAAGGGAUGGAGCAGGACUAACGCCGCUGCAUAUGGCAGCGGGGGACGGGCGGGGCGGGGCCCGGGCCGGUGCCGUGCGGGUGUUGGUGGAGGUAGGGGCGAAUGCCGCGGUGGAGGAUGGGAGGGGGAGGACGGCGCUAGAUCUGGCGCGGGAGGUUUUGGGGGCGACGUCAAAAGGGGAUUUUGGGAGGCGGGUGGGAUUGGAGGCGGCAGUGGUGGAGGUUGAAAGGGCGGUAUAUGAAUGGGGGGAGGUGGAAAGAGGGAUUGAUUGGGUGAGGAAAGCGAGGGUGGGGGAGGAUUUGGUGGCUGAUUUUGAGGCUGGGUUGGAGUAUGGAGUGGCGGAGGGAGUGGUGGGAGAGAGGGAGGUGGAUGGGGGAGGGAAGGAAUAUCUGGUGAAGUGGAUGGAUAUUGAGGAGGCGACAUGGGAGCCGGAGGAAAAUGUGGAUGCGGAGCUUGUGCUGGAAUUCAAGAGGCAGAACAAACCGGAGGGAUUCUUGUUAGUUGUUGGUGUAUUGUUACGGGGUUCAGUUGUUCGUGUUAGUGACUGUAUUGAAGAACAGAUAUCUAUGAAGUUGAAGAGUGGAUCGUGUUGA
Phalaenopsis equestris is the source of this 1291-nucleotide messenger RNA. RefSeq names its product probable signal recognition particle 43 kDa protein, chloroplastic. The transcript is spliced from 3 exons. The coding region runs from base 110 to 1291 and encodes 393 amino acids. Gene Ontology annotation, molecular function: protein binding. The record is from RefSeq and is a predicted model, not a curated record. NCBI's taxonomy places the organism in Eukaryota, Viridiplantae, Streptophyta, Magnoliopsida, Asparagales, Orchidaceae.